Molecule: messenger RNA, 685 nt
Organism: Triticum aestivum (bread wheat)
Lineage: Eukaryota; Viridiplantae; Streptophyta; Magnoliopsida; Poales; Poaceae
Product: lipid transfer protein EARLI 1
Source: RefSeq, a predicted model, not a curated record
GGAAACGGUGGCGGUGGGAAUGGUGGCGGCGGAAACGGUGGCGGUGGCAAUGGUGGCGGCGGCAACGGUGGGGGCGGAAACAGCACCCAGUGCCCACUGGACGCGCUGAAGCUGGGAGUGUGCGCGAACGUGCUCGGGCUGCUGAACCUGACUCUGGGGAGCCCGCCGGUGCAGCCGUGCUGCUCGCUGAUCCAGGGGCUGGCGGACCUGGAGGCGGCGCUGUGCCUGUGCACGACGCUGAACCUCAACCUUCUGGGCAUCAACCUGACCUUGCCCAUCGCCCUCAGCCUCGUCCUCGACAACUGCGGCAAGAACGUCCCCUCCGGCUUCCAGUGCCCCAACUGAGCCCGCCCGGACCCUGCAUCCGCCAUAUCUCAUGCAUGCAUGCAUGCAUGAUUGGCUAUUUAAAGUACCACCACGUACUUAAUUGUGUGCUUUGAUUACGUAAUCAUCUGCUGGUUUUUAUGUGUGGCUGGAUUUCGAUUGCGGAGAAGCUACGUACUACUUCUCCAGGUUCUACGUACGUACAAGCACGCACUGUUACCUGCGUGCGUAAGGAUUUCGUUGUGUGUGUGUAUGAUGUGUUGUCGUAAUCGUCACAUGUUUGUGAUGAGUUAGUUAUUGCCAGAGUGCUCAUAAUGUACCGCUAUCUCCGAAUAAAUAAAAGAUUUGCUAUUUUCCAUUA